Messenger RNA from Danio aesculapii, 876 nucleotides. It is a transcript of the gene ctrb.3, whose product is annotated as chymotrypsinogen B, tandem duplicate 3. The record is from RefSeq and is a predicted model, not a curated record. NCBI's taxonomy places the organism in Eukaryota, Metazoa, Chordata, Actinopteri, Cypriniformes, Danionidae. Gene Ontology annotation, biological process: proteolysis. Gene Ontology annotation, molecular function: serine-type endopeptidase activity.
GGUUUGGGGUUAAAUAGGGCUUUCUGCAGUCAGUAAAUGCUGUCUUCGUCUCCACAAUGGCUUUCCUGUGGCUGCUGUCCUGUGUCGCCUUCUUUAGUGCAGCCUAUGGCUGUGGCGUUCCUGCCAUUCCUCCUGUUGUCAGUGGUUAUGCCCGCAUUGUGAAUGGUGAGGAGGCAGUGCCUCACUCCUGGCCCUGGCAGGUGUCUCUGCAGGACUUCACUGGCUUCCACUUCUGUGGAGGCUCUCUGAUCAAUGAGUUCUGGGUUGUUACUGCUGCUCACUGCAGUGUGAGAACUAGUCACCGUGUGAUCCUGGGAGAGCAUGGAAAGAGCAACACUCAGGAGGGCAUUCAGACAAUGAAAGUGUCUAAAGUGUUCACCCAUCCUCAGUAUAACUCUAAUACCAUUGAGAAUGACAUUGCCCUGGUCAAGCUGACUGAACCAGCCUCUCUGAAUGCCCAUGUUUCCCCUGUUUGUCUGGCCGAGGCUUCAGAUAACUUUGCCUCUGGCAUGACCUGUGUGACUUCUGGAUGGGGUGUGACCAGAUACAAUGCUCUGUUCACCCCUGAUGAGCUCCAGCAGGUUGCUCUUCCACUGUUGUCCAAUGACGAAUGCAAGAACCACUGGGGAAGCAACAUCCGCGACACCAUGAUUUGCGCAGGUGCUGCUGGUGCAUCCUCCUGCAUGGGUGACUCUGGUGGUCCCCUGGUCUGUCAGAAGGAUAAUAUCUGGACUCUGGUGGGUAUUGUGUCCUGGGGCAGCAGUCGUUGUGACCCUACUAUGCCUGGCGUGUAUGGCCGAGUCACCGAGCUCCGUGACUGGGUGGAUCAGAUUCUGGCCUCCAACUAAAUAAAUAAAAUGUACAGCCAUUCUUUGA